Messenger RNA from Physella acuta, 3465 nucleotides. RefSeq names its product transient receptor potential cation channel subfamily M member 2. Gene Ontology annotation, cellular component: plasma membrane. Gene Ontology annotation, biological process: calcium ion transmembrane transport. Lineage: Eukaryota; Metazoa; Mollusca; Gastropoda; Physidae. The record is from RefSeq and is a predicted model, not a curated record. Gene Ontology annotation, molecular function: ligand-gated calcium channel activity.
AGAAUUUAAAACAACUAGCCAGCUCUUGUUGGAGUUUUGAAUAAAAAUAUAACCUUCCACCAAAUCAAACACUUCUAAGAGGUUCGCUUCUAAAAUGUCAGGGCCACACAGACGAGCGCCUUCCCACGAAGAGAAUUAUAGAGAUACAAUGUUGAAGUAUUUCAGAGAGAGCAAGCCUCGCUCCGCCCCCAAAGCACCAGAGGAAUCGUGGAAAUCUCUUCAGCUGCUGACACCAAUUUAUAAGAAGGUUAGGAUUGUAACAAAAGAUAAUAUCCCAUAUAACCAAAGCAUUGAGAAAACAACGGAGAGCAUCGUCAAUGAUAUGUUUGAAAAAGUUCCAUGCCACGAAAAUGUGAAAGGGAAGCCAUCAGAUUCAACCGUUUUUCUCAUCAUCACAGACACGGAUACAAAGAAUCCACAUGAGACUUCAUAUGACGCCACAAAUCAAAGAAACAGUGACGAUAGACUAAUGUAUAAAUAUCUGGUUGAAGUCAUCUCUAAACUAGACUCGCUGGAGAAGAUUUUUGAACGAUGCCGUGGGGUGCCCAUAGGCCAGGCAGAGGUGUUCCCAGGUGGGGACUCUCAGCAGGACGGGGUGGAACCUGACCCGUAUCAAAACAGCAGAGAGAAGAAAGAAAUUCGCCCAAUCGUCAUAGAAGUAGGGACUGAAUUCUCCGAAGAUAAAACAGAUGGAAAGCUCAUCAACAGUGCUUUUGGAAAGGGGAAAUCUAAAAUUCUUCGGAGCCUUUCGGACGAUACUUACACCAUCUGCACCCCUGAAGACUGGAAACAUAAGGUCCAGUCUUUUACUGAAAGACUCAAAUAUCAGCUUGCCCUGGUCAUGACGGAAAGAGACUUGAACUCUUCUGUACUCGUGUUCGAGCAUUCUAAAGAGGCUGAUUAUUUAAGAACAACUUUUGAGACUAUUUCUAAUGAUGAACCAAUCCCAGACACCACCGCCGAAGCUCCUAUAACUGUAACCGUCAACGGCGAGUCGGUUCAGGCGGACGUCCACCCGUCGUCCUGUCGAGGCAACCAGGCUGAGAUGCUGCAGCAGAUUUUGAAAGCUGUCAUCAGAGCAAUUAUGUCAAAACAAUUUAGGAACCCAGAUGUUUCGCGGUGGGAGGAAAAGCUUGUUUGUCUUUGUUUACUCCUGGACGAGCUUAACGUGGCCAUCGAUGAAGGUUUAAUGCCCAGAGCGAUCGAAAUUUUUUUAGAUAAAAAAGAGGAACAGAAAGUUACGAUUGUUGAUGAAAUUCUGAAGUUUGAAAAAUAUGUAGACAGUAAAGACUUCGUGCAGAGGUUGUAUUUAACAUCCAUUUUGAAGAGAGACAUGGAAUGUGCUAUUUUUCUUUGGAUGAAGCUUGAGGGUCACAUUCCUGGAGCUUUGCUAGCUGCUGGUUACAAUUAUCAAAGGUUUCAGAAACAAAAAGAUGAGAGUGACAAAGAGUACGAAGAGCAAAAAGAUGAGGACAGUUACGAGAAUGAUUUUCAGUUUUUUACCCACCUUGCUAAGCAAGCGAUCAACAAAUGCUAUGACAACAACAAGGCCUUGACCGUGGACUUCAUUGGCCGGAAGUUCGUUAAGUGGGGCAACAAGAGCUGCUACGACCUGGCCGUAGACUCGGCCAACAGGAAGAUUCUAGAGCUGGAGGCGGUUCACGACCUGAGUAAGAGAGUCUGGAAGGAAGGGGAGGCGUGGAACAAACAGAUAGCUGCUAAAGAGGAAAAGAGCAAAUAUAAAAUGCUAACAAAUAAGCUGUCCACCCCAAAAUUCAAGUUUUACAUCGAUUUCCUGUUCAACUUCCUGUUUCUGAACAUCUACGGCCUGAUGUUGAUGUUGUGGCUGGAUGAGAAGACACUCCACAUCACCGAGUCUCUGGUGCUGGUAUGGAAGGUCUGCAACGGCAUCUCAUUGCAUUACUUGAUCGCAGUCUCACGUAACAGCUUCUACAAAUACCCCUCCAAAGAAUUCAAAAUUAUGGGGUUCAUAACACUGGUCUUGUACACACUGGCGACACUACUGCGCGCCCUCGCACUUCUGCCAUCCAGCGACAGCAACCUGAUGCCAUUGUCCAGGCUGAUCUACAGCUACGACUUUGUAGUCUGCACGGUCGAGAUGUUGAAAUAUUGCUACGGCUCGCCUAACUUAGGAAAGGUCCUGGCAAUGAUGUAUUCAAUGACCAAAGAUAUGGUGUAUGUUCUCAUCGUCGUGGCUGCCUUCUUCGCGUCCUUUGCCGUGGCGUCAAGAUCCGUGAUGAACCCACAAGGCACUCUCAACGUCUGGUGUAUCUUUAGGAUAGCCUUCUGGAGCACGUUUGGGGAGAUGGACUACGAGGAGUAUUAUCCUGGAGAACCAAUGUGUAAGAACGGUUCUCACAUUCCCUUUGUGGAGAGAACUUCAAAGUACAUGAUGUUGUUGUUAUACGGGAUCUUCGUGAUCAUCGUUAACCUUAUGCUUGUCAACUUGCUGAUCGCAAAGUUCAACUCGUCUAUAGAAGAAAUCGACAAAAACUCCAAGAAACUCUGGACCAACGCCAGCAUAGCCCUGGCUUGGACGUACUCCAACAACUGGCACUUCCCCCCUCCAUUCACUGGCCUCACUUUCCUCAAAAAGAUUUUGUUCACGGACAAGAAAAACAUAUUCGCCACGAACAUACCGGGGAAAGACAAGGGAGAGUAUGAUUCAAUCUAUUUUACAUUUGAACGCGAUUCUCUUCAUACAUUCUUUGAGGAUCUGAAACAAGAAGAAAUACUCAAUAAGAUGAAUCCAGCAACCAAAUGGACUGUUAAAAUACACGAGGCUUACAGUAAUUAUCUACAGAAAAUGUUUGAUGAGGUCGAUCACCUCGACAGCCAUGAAAACGAAUCGAUGAGAUUGUCUAGAGCUCCGAGUGUUAACACAAGACCUAGUAGAAACAGUCACUACCAAAAGAAAGACAACACGUUGGUCAAAGGGACACUUGGUCUUGUCCCAGAGUUAGGUGCUGAAGGUCCAUCGCUGAACAGAUUCUCGCGUAUACUGUUGAGGAACAAACAAAAGAAAAAGUAAAACGAAACAAGGUGGAUUGCAAUCUCACUGAUGUAUUAAGCUUAUAUUUUCUAUAUAAGUUGUAUGCUUUUCUAUUUCUUCUGGAAGGGGGAGGUAGUAGAGGGAUGGUGGGUGUGCUCUAGAUGGCAUUGUCUUCCCCCCAAAAAUGCCUGAAAGAAACUGCGUGAAAAUAUCGUAAAUAAAAUAGAAACAGCAAAGGCAAUAUGCAGCUUUGUUUAUUGAUAUGCGUUAAGUGAAUUUUCAUUUACUUAUUGUCUGCAUAAUUAAUUUAAAAUAAUUUUCCUGUGUUUUUAAAGUUUAUACAUACCAUAUAUUUUAAUCUUGGUUCUUGUUUUUAAAACGGCAAAAUUUGUAUUUUAAUUAGAGCAAUCAGACAAGUUUACCUUUCUUUUUUUAAGAAGAUAUGUACAAUG